Molecule: messenger RNA, 2849 nt
Organism: Gavialis gangeticus (Gharial)
Lineage: Eukaryota; Metazoa; Chordata; Crocodylia; Gavialidae
Gene: TAS1R2
Product: taste 1 receptor member 2
Exons: 7
Coding region: 1-2697 (898 amino acids)
Biological process (GO): G protein-coupled receptor signaling pathway; sensory perception of sweet taste
Cellular component (GO): membrane; sweet taste receptor complex
Molecular function (GO): G protein-coupled receptor activity; sweet taste receptor activity
Source: RefSeq, a predicted model, not a curated record
AUGCACAAAGGGCGCGAGAGAGAAAUGGAGGUACAGGGAGAUGAAGUGACUGCUCCAAGGACGGUGCCUGAAAUGCAUGUAAAUAAGUCAGCGCAAACAGACAAAAACAAGCACCAAGUUGGUGGAUCCAAGGCAGGAACCUGCUGCAGCCGCUCGCCCGCGGACUGGUGUUCAGGCAGCAGCGCCAUGAGGGAGGCCGGGUUGUGUUUCAGUGCCUUGCUGAUCGCAACCAGCUUGAAAACGCUCACCGCUUCCGACUUCCAUCUAGCAGGCGAUUACGUGCUCGGGGGGCUCUUCUCGCUGCAUGCUGAAAUGGUGGGCAAAUCCCCCUUCAUCCGCGCAGAGGUGCCAAGAUGUCAGACGUUUAACCUGAAGAUUGUAGGCUACAGCUUCCUCCAGGCCAUGAGAUUUGCAGUGGAGGAGAUCAACAACAGCAGCACCCUGCUGCCCGGGAUCUCCCUGGGCUACGAGAUGGUCGAUGUCUGUUAUCACACCAACAUCGUGCACCCCCUCCUGUAUUUCCUCGCCAACAACCACUCCAAGGUGCAGCUGCAGGAGAGCUACGCACGCUACCAACCCCGGGUCCUGGCUGUUGUUGGCCCUGACUCCUCUCCAGGAGCCGUCACCAUGGCCAGCGUCCUGAGUUUCUUCCUCAUCCCUCAGAUCACCUACACUGCAACCACCGAAUCCCUGAGGAACCCCAAACGCUUCCCUGUUGCCUUCCGCACCAUCCCCAGCACCGAGCAGAUGAUCAAGGCCAUGCUGCUCCUGCUGAAGCAUUUUCACUGGAACUGGGUCAUCGUGCUGUUCGGCGACGAUGAUUAUGGGCAGGAGAAUCUGAAGCUCUUGCGGUUCUGGGCUACGGGGGUCUGUAUAGCGUUUCAGGAGAGCAUCCCGGUGCCCCGUGGCAGCCAGAAGCUGUCACCAGAGGAGCAAGCGAAGGUCCAGGACAUUAUUAACAUGCUCCACCAGAGCACUGCCAAGGUGGUCCUUGUUCUGACCUUGGACUGGACGCUCCCGUUCUUCUUCCAGGAGGCCGUCCGCCAGAACGUUACAGACUUGGUGUGGAUUGGCACUGAAGCCUGGGCCACCGAUCCCAGUUUGCACAGCAUCACCAACAUCAGUAGGUUGGGCACCUUCUUGGGGGUGGCAGUCAGAGAGGUCCCCAUCCCCGGUUUCAAUACCUUCAGGGUCAAGGCUCCUUCCAACCAGACUGGAGGAGCUGGAACAUGGGCAAGUGACCAAGGAACAUGCAACCAAGUAUGUGACCAGUGCUUCUUGGUGGCCAAGCAAAGAGAGAAGGAGCUGAGCGGCUCUGGGGAGCGCAUAGACUUCAACGUCUACUCCGCCGUCUACGUCAUUGCUCACGCUUUGCACCGGCUGCUGCGCUGCGGCUCCACGGGAUGUCACAAGCGGACGGUGUACCCCUGGCAGUUGCUGCCGGAGGUGCGCCGGGUGGAUUUCUCUCUGCUCAACAACAAGAUCCGGUUCGAUGAGAACGGUGAUCCUCCAAACAGCUUUGCGAUCGUGCAGUGGCGGUGGGACCAAGACAACCACCUGUUCAAGAAGAUCGCUUACUACAGCACCAUGCACCAGAAGCUGCUGUUCGGCACGGACAACAUCUCUUGGCAUACUCCAGGCAACACGGUGCCUGUAUCCAUCUGUUCCUACCAGUGCAUCCCCGGGCAACGGAAAAAGCCCAUUGGCCUCCAUCCCUGCUGUUUUGAGUGUGUUGACUGUGAAGCAGGGACUUACUUCAACAACAGCGACCACUACAACUGUCAGCCUUGUCCUGUCACCCACUGGUCCAGUGCCAGAAGUCAAGCGUGCUACCCGAAGGUCGUGACAUAUCUGGCCUGGCACGAUCGCAGAGCUGUGGUGCUCUUGAUAGUCUCACUGUUGGGCCUUUUAACCACCCUAGCAACACUGCUCACAUUUGCCUUUCAUUUGCGUACCCCCAUGGUGAAGUCUGCAGGAGGUGGGAUGUGCUUGCUCAUGUUGGCCUCUCUGGUCAUUUGUUUCCUCAACAUCCUUGCGUAUGUAGGAAUCCCAACAGAGUUCAAGUGUGUGUGGCGGCAGACUGUGUCCAGCUUCUGCUUCACUCUGUGCAUCUCCUGCAUCGUGAUCAGGUCCCUCCAGAUAGUCUGCAUCUUCAAGCUCAUGGCAAAGCUGCCCAAAGCCUAUAACUACUGGACCAAGUACAAAGGGCCAUACGUUUUCAUGGCCGUGGUUUUAGCUCUGAAAGCUGUUACUCUGAUGAUCAACUUUAUCAUCAGCUCACCAGCUCCUGUCCAGUUGCCCUUAGUGGACAACCCUGCAAUAUUGGUGCUGGAUUGCAAGAAGACUCCUGCGUUUCUCCAAAUGUUGGACACUGCCUUAGAUAUGUCCCUCUCCGUCCUGUGCUUCUGUUUUGCCUACGUUGGCAAAGCGUUUCCCAAGACCUACAAUGAAGCCAAGUACAUCACACUAUGGACAACUUCCUACUUCACCUCUUGGGUGAUACUCUUUGUGGCCAUAACUGUGUACCCAGGGGUGCUGGUACCCUUCUACAGUGCUCUAUUCAAUGUAGUCAAUUUGCUUGGGAUUGUUAUAGGUUACUUCGGUCCCAAGUGUUACAUCAUUUUCUUCCACCCAGAACGCAACACGUCAGCUUACUUCCAAACAGACAUCCAGACUUAUACCAUGAGGCGGAAAUAGUCUGAUGACUGUAGCUCAAGAGAUACAGCCCCCCCAUGGAAGAAGUCUCAAUUCCAAUGUUUUCCUAUGUUGGAGUCUCAUAAAUGUGUGAGUCCUGCAAAUUCCCUUCUAAUGGGAUAACGUUGGUUUUUUUUUUAUUUGAAGCCAACAAA